UUUAAUGAUUCACAGGCAGAAAAAAUCACCCGUUUCAAAGAGUUUGAGAAGUAAAACCCAACAAAAGAAUCGGCGCCAUGUCAGGAAGACCAAUUUGUCUUGCUGACUUUGAACAGCAUGCUAAGCAAGUUCUUCCCAAAUCGGUGUAUGAUUAUUACAGGUCUGGGGCAGAUGAUCAGCAAACAUUAACAGAAAAUGUAGCAGCAUUUUCCAGACUGAAACUGUAUCCCCGGAUGCUGAGGGACGUGUCUGCUGUGAACCUGUCGACUUCCAUCUUGGGACAGCGAGUCAGCAUGCCGAUAUGUGUCGGAGCAACCGCCAUGCAGCGUAUGGCUCAUGAAGAUGGUGAGACAGCUACGGCAAGAGCUUGCAGAUCGAUGGGCACGGGGAUGAUGCUGAGCUCGUGGUCCACGUCCUCCAUCGAAGAAGUUGCGCAGGCAGCUCCAGAGGCAAUUCGCUGGAUGCAACUUUACAUCUAUAAAGAUCGGGAGGUCACCAGGUCCCUCGUGCGGCGUGCAGAGAAAGCUGGCUACAAAGGCAUCUUUGUGACUGUGGACACGCCCCUUCUCGGCAAACGUUUAGAUGAUGUACGCAACAAGUUUCAACUCCCUCCACAUCUGAGAAUGAAAAAUUUUGAAACAAAUGAUCUGGCGUUUUCAUCUGAGAAGGGCUACGGAGAAAACAGUGGCCUGUCUGUUUAUGUUGCGGAAGCAAUUGAUCCGUCGAUUAAAUGGGAGGAUCUCAAGUGGCUCAGAGGUCUGACUACCUUGCCAAUUGUUGCUAAAGGCAUCCUCAGAGCUGAUGAUGCUAGGGAAGCAAUGAAGCAUGGCGUAAAUGGAAUCCUGGUAUCGAACCACGGGGCACGCCAGUUGGAUGGGGUUCCAGCCACGAUUGAGGUCCUACCUGAAAUAAUAGAAGCCGUGGAAGGAAAGGUUGAAGUGUUCCUCGAUGGUGGCAUAAGGAAAGGCUCAGAUGUUCUUAAGGCCCUUGCCCUUGGAGCCAAAGCCGUGUUCAUAGGCAGGCCUGUGGUUUGGGGUCUCGUCUACAAGGGUGAAGAAGGGGUGAAGGAAGUCCUCCAGAUUCUAAAAGAAGAGUUCCACUUAGCAAUGGCACUUUCUGGCUGUCGAAGCGUGGAAGGGAUAGAUGGAACACUGGUCCGGAGAAAUCAACAGGCUGCCUCCAAAAUCUAGCUAUUUUCUGCCUUUUGGAAAACUAUGGAAUUGGGUUUGCCCCACGUUAUCAAGAAAUACAAAGUGCAAAGUACAUUUUGAUGGAUUCCACUCAGUUGCUGAGAUUCAGAUUCUUUUCAAUUAUAUUUUUUUCUUUUAAAAAGAUUUAUUUGAUUUCCAUUUAAAGAAAAAUCAAUGCACCCUUUUGUAACUUCAGCCCUUGCAUUUGACAAAAGUUGUUUGAAGCUGUGCUGGUCGAAAAUCAAACCACAAUUCUUGUAAUACCUUGCAUUUAGGACAAACCAAAAUGUCUCAGACCAGAGUGCAAGCUUUCAAGUUCACCAGAACCAUUUAUCAGAAUGGAUGUUACAAAAUAAAAAAGAGGUGGGGGUGUGGGGGUGGGGAGAGAAGAUGGUUCAGGCCAUGAUUUAAAGAACACAAGAGCCCUUCUGGAUAAAAUCAGUGGGAGCCAGUUUGGUGUAGUAGUUAAGCAGUAGGACUCUAAUCUGGAGAGCCAGGUUUGAUUCCCCUCUCCUCUGUUUGAAGCCAGCAGGGUGACCUUGGGUCAGUCACAGCUCUCUCAGGGCUCUCUCAGCCUCACCCACCUCACAAGGUGAUUGCCAUGAGGAUAAUAAUAACACACACUUUGUAAACCGCUCUGAGCGUGGCAUUAAGUUGCCCUGAAGGGAGGUACAUAAAAUGAAUGUUGUUAUUAUUAUUUACAUAGCUUCUUACCAGUUACCCUGGUGGGUGAACAAACAAGGCACAAAAGCCAUGGCCUUUCCGUGAUGUUGUCUUUUAGCGCUGGAUUUCAGAUAUUUGCUGCCUCUGAAUAUGGAGGCUCCUUUUAUACACCAUAGAUAGAUUAAUCUAUCCUCCUUGAAUCUGACUAACCUCUUUUUAAGGCCUUUCCUUGCCAGCUUUCCUGUGUCACUCACUGGUAGGCAAGCAGAUCUAAUGUGGUGGUCCAUCUACACAUGCUCAGGCAUAGUUUCUGUAAUUUACAGGUGCCCUUGUCAUUUUUUUUCAUAGUUCAGAUUUUUCUUCAUAGCUGGGGUUUACAGAACUGUGGCUGGCUCCCGUUUUGUGGAAAUUUUGAUCUGCCCAGGGGCUAGCCCUUAGUUGUUAAAUAUAAAGGUUAGAUAGAUUUAUGAAGAGUAGGCCUACCAUUAACCAUGGUAGCAAACUUCCAGUAUCUGAGGCACCAUGCCGAGGAAGAAAUGAGAACACCAAUGAUGUAUUCUCAUUUUAUUUUUGUACGAACAAGCGAAGGUUCACAUGCUGGAAGACUUCAAGUCUGAAGUGGUAUAUUCCCGACGAGCGUUGGCCAUGUCAACAGAAAUGAGGCCAUAGUUUUAUGGAAUUGGCAGAAGUCUGAGCAUGAGAGAAAUAUGAUUUAUGAUGUUUCAUUCCACAACACAAAGUUGCGCUUUAGUACUGCAUAGUGAACAAGGCUGUAAGGGAUAAAUUCCUGACUAGAAAGUUGUCUUCCCGCCAGAGGGUGUUGUAGUAGUUUUUGAGAAGGUCUAGAUGCUAAACAAUGUCAGAAUGUAAACGGAAAUGGAGUUGGGGGCCCUCGCCUCGAGAGUGUGUGGCAGCCAAAUGCCUGGUUUGUAAAAUUCUGCGCUUUAUUUACUGUCGGAUGUACGGGGUUGCACAGCAACAGAUCUCUCUGUGCACUAAGGCUAAGCAAAUGUUUCUCAGUGUGUUUACCCCACUUAUCGUAUUUGUUGCAAUGUGGACUUUGUUGCAUGUCAGUUAAGAGAAAACAUCAGCGAAGUGUUUAUUUUGGAUAAUAUAAAUUUGAAGAUUGGAGAGUAGUGCUGUGUGUUUACAUGCUUAGAGUCUCAUUCCAAAGUUUAGAUGCAGUGACUUCCAAAUGCUCAGCCCUGUCCAGCUGGAGGAAGGUUUCCUUAUGCUCUGCCUGAGCCGUCAGGCAAAGAAGAAAAUCGACUUGUGCCUCACAAUUAAUUAUUUGCCGUUACAGAUUACAGCUGGAUUCCCUUGCCUUCUAAAAAAGCUCGUUCUAUGGUGUUAAUCCCCUCUGAGCCCGUUAUCAAGAAGGAAACUAAUGGAGAUAAAAUAUGUUUACUAACUUAAGCUAGUUAAGCAUUCUUUCCUUAAGUGGAAAUUAAAAGGUUUUCCAACUGCUUUGA
Eublepharis macularius is the source of this 3325-nucleotide messenger RNA. RefSeq names its product hydroxyacid oxidase 1 (gene HAO1). The transcript is spliced from 8 exons. Bases 78 to 1190 code for a protein of 370 amino acids. The record is from RefSeq and is a predicted model, not a curated record. NCBI's taxonomy places the organism in Eukaryota, Metazoa, Chordata, Lepidosauria, Squamata, Eublepharidae. Gene Ontology annotation, molecular function: FMN binding; oxidoreductase activity.